AUGCCGCGCCAGAACGGCCUCAGGCAGUCGCUCGGAUCUCCUCUCAUUAAGAAUGUGUUGAUGAGCCGUGUGUUGCUGGUGGGCGCUGGUGGAAUUGGAUGCGAGCUGCUCAAGAACCUCGUUUGCUCCGGCUUCGGUAGCUACACCCCAACUCAGACAGACGCUCAGGAAGCACAGGGCUCGGCCCCGCGCAAGGCGGAGAUAGUGGUCAUCGACCUCGACACCAUCGAUCUCAGUAAUCUCAACCGACAAUUCCUCUUCCGAAAGCAUCACAUCAAGAAACCAAAGGCAUUUGUCGCAAAGGAGACGGCAAGCCAAUUCAACCCCGACGUCAACAUCGAUGCACACCAUGCAAAUAUCUUCGACGCCCAGUACUCCGUGGAGUUCUUCGAGGGCUUCGAUGUCGUCUUCAAUGCUCUCGACAAUCUCGCCGCCCGCCGUCAUGUCAACAAGAUGUGCUUGGCUGCCAAUGUGCCGCUGAUUGAGAGUGGCACCACGGGCUUCAAAGGACAGGUUCAACCUAUCAGAAAGGGAGUCACGGAAUGCUACGAUUGCAAUCCCAAGCCCGUCCAAAAGACUUUCGCCAUCUGCACCAUCCGCUCGACCCCUUCACAGCCCAUCCACUGCAUCGUGUGGGCCAAGUCCUAUCUCUUCCCCGAACUGUUUGGAACAAGCGAGACAGAAGGCGCAGGAACGGCAGAAAUGGCAGUCACAAGCGAGGAUAACGCCAAAGAAGUGGCCAAGCUGCAAGAGGAAGCCAAAGCGCUCAAGGCGAUUCGCGACAAAAUGGGCACAAGCGAUUUUGCGCGCGACGUGUUCAACAAGGUCUUCCGCGACGACAUUGAGCGGCUGCGGUCAAUGACGGAGAUGUGGCAGAGUCGGAAGGCCCCCGAGCCGCUCAAACUCGACGCUUCGUCGGAAGAUUGGGUCAAACAGGGGCAAAGGGCGUCCAAGCAAGACCAAAAAGUGUGGACGUUACUCGAGAAUAUCUCAGUCUUUUGCUGCAGCAUCGAAGCGCUCAGCAGUCGGAUGCAAGCCGGCGAGAAGGUAAUAGAGUUCGACAAGGACGACAAAGACACUCUGGACUUUGUUGCAGCUGCAGCGAACCUGCGAUCACACAUCUUCAGCAUUCCGGUGCACAGCGAAUGGGAGAUCAAGCAAAUGGCCGGCAACAUCAUUCCAGCGAUCGCGACCUCCAACGCACUCACGGCUGGGCUUUGCGUUCUGGAGGCUUUCAAGAUUCUACGUGCGCAGCUGCCUGCCGCCGAUACAGCGACAAAGUCCGCGGCCAACCAUUCGAAAUCUUCGGACAGCAAGGAAGAGCUGCCUCUGGGCGGUGCCAAGACCGUUUUCCUGGUAUCUUCGAGCACGGAAAGGCUCAUCAUGCCCCAAGGCCUGGCACCACCCAAUCCGGACUGUGCAGUAUGCUCGCCCGUCUACGCCAAAUUGGCACUACCGAGUUCCGGCCAGCCAAAAUUGCGCGAUUUGGUGGAGUUGUUGAAACAGCGAGUUGGCUACGAAGACUUCUCAAUCACCAUCAAUGAAGUCAUCAAGUACGACCCAGAGCUGCAUGACAAUCUGGAGAAGUCCCUUGCGGACGUUGGGAUUGAUGGGCAAAACAGCCACUUCAUCACCGUCAUGGAUGACGACGAUGAGCCGAAAGUCGACCUCGUGUUGAGCACCACACUCCAACCCGCCGCUUCUGAUGACUCGGGGGUGGAAGUGCUACACCUCAUACCGGACACGAUCGAGCUGCCGCUCAAGCCGAAGAAAGAGGCACCGGAUGAGGCAGCGAACGGCGUCGAGGAAGAGCCUGAACCGGUGCUGAUGCCUAGUAACGGGGCGAAAAGAAAGCGACCAGCGGAAGAUGGAGGCGAAGCGGAGACUGCGAACAAGCGAUCGAAGGGGAAUGAGGGAGAGCCGGUGGUGGUAGAGGAAGACGACGGAGUCAUCCUGCUCGAUUAG
This is a messenger RNA of Neohortaea acidophila, 1965 nucleotides long. RefSeq lists its product as uncharacterized. The transcript has a single exon. NCBI's taxonomy places the organism in Eukaryota, Fungi, Ascomycota, Dothideomycetes, Mycosphaerellales, Teratosphaeriaceae. Gene Ontology annotation, biological process: protein sumoylation. The record is from RefSeq and is a predicted model, not a curated record. The coding region runs from base 1 to 1965 and encodes 654 amino acids. Gene Ontology annotation, cellular component: cytoplasm; SUMO activating enzyme complex. Gene Ontology annotation, molecular function: SUMO activating enzyme activity.